Seminavis robusta is the source of this 1146-nucleotide messenger RNA. The record is from the annotation of a GenBank genome assembly. NCBI's taxonomy places the organism in Eukaryota, Bacillariophyta, Bacillariophyceae, Naviculales, Naviculaceae.
AUGAAAGCAGGGCCGGUGCUGCGUGUGUCGUUCAACGACGACCGACAACUUCGACAUGCCCUCGCACAGCUGCAGCAGAGACGACAGGGUUGUCCUCCUCCCCAUACCGUUCAUCUGAAAAGCCGCGGUGGUUUUGCCUCCACCGUCGUCAACAGCAAAGUUUCCAAGCUCCUUGCCGAACUGACACGUGGCCAUUCCUACCAAACGCUGGAUAUUGACAUGCCCAGCGUCCUAGUCCGCGACGCUGACAUAUGGGCUCUUUUGAGGGCAUCACAGAAGAGCUUGGUGUCAUUGCGGUUGCGCUGCAGUUUCGUGCUUUGGGACGACGACCUCUGUGCUCCAAAUAAUAAGGGUCUGGGACUGCAGAAUCUGACGGCAUUGGAGAGUUUCUCGUUGCAUCUGGGUGCCGUCAGGGAUGCCGAUGCCUUGGUAAAUGCCGUUGCGGACUGUCCCAAGCUCAAGUCAGUGACAUUGGCGCAUCGACUCUCCCAAGCAACCUUUCAAAAAUUGACCCGCAAACCGACUCUGGAAACAUUGGUUUGUUUGGAAAAUGGCGUCGUGGACUGGUCUGGCACUAGUAGUAGACCCGAUGGCGUCAGCCUGGAGAGUCUCUGUGAAACACUGCAAAGUUCCUCGCUCAAGUCGCUCAAACUCCCGGCUCCUCCUCCCCAUGAUACUACUGUGGACAUAACACCCAUUGCCACCAUGCUAAAGGAAGACAACAACAAUACGUUGGAACAUUUGGCAUUGACGAUUCGCCAGGAACAAGAUGUGACAAUCCUCGCCCGUGCCGUCCAACACAAUCAAGUCUUGAAACGAUUGGAGAUUCGAGGAACGGGGCUGGUGGAUGCAAUUGUUUCCUCCUUUUCUCCCGUCCUGCCGGGCAAUUUGUGGUUGGAAGAAUUCAAAUACAAUGGGUGCGAUGUCGAUGCCGAUCCCGCCAUUUACAUGUACGUGACACUCAACAAGGCGGGACGCAAGUAUUUGGUGGAACACGGCACCCGCAGCGAUUGGGCCAAGGUGCUGAUUUCACAUCAUUGGAACACCACGCUUGUCUUUCACUUGCUCAAAACCAACCCUUCCUUGAUCAAGGGAAUGGGGCUCGGCUCGGCAAUGCAACAGAAGAAUCGCCUAAUAAAUAAAUAA